AUGGUCAAGAUUCAGUUUUCAGUUAAAAAUGCAUUCAUCCAAAAAUAUAUACUAUUUCUAACAGUUGCUUGUAUGGUGAUGACGUUUAUGGACAUGAUGAAUCGAAUUCACUACAUUGGAGCCAGUUACGCCAUCGGAGCAAUAUUAAUGGGAAUAACCAAUCACAUCCAUAACUCAUUAAGCAUAACAGGAAUCGGAUGCGUUUUGGACUUGCUUCAUCUUAUUUUCCGCAGCUCUAACUCAAGUUGGAAUUCAGUCAGAUAUUUUCAAUUUAUAAUACAUUUUCUUGCUAUAGUGUACGAGUUAAUUUACAUGACGAUGCUGCAUUGCUACUGGCAGUACACUGAAGCAACUAAAAAUAUUUCACAAACAUCAUGGCUAAAAAACCAAACGAUAUUACCUAUCAAACUUGGGCAAUCCAGUGCAGCAGCAGUAAAUCCUACGGAACCAGCUAUGGACGACCCUGUAGCACACGAGCCAAAUGUAGCAGCGUCAAACUCUAUUGCAGAAACACUAGAACCUAUUGAAAUGACUAAAACUAGUCAAGUAUUAACGGAACCUAAUGUAACAAUACUGGAACCAAAUGCAGUGUCAGAACCUAGUGUAGAGACUGAACCCACUAAAGCAACAGAAAUAACCAGUAACAGUGUACCAGUAUCAGAACCUACGUUAUCAUCAACAGAACCCAGUGCAGGAACGCAAAAUGCUAUCGCAGAAAUACUGCAACCUACCGAAACGCCGGAACCUGGAGAAAAUGCAGCAGAACUAAGUGGUGCUGACUCUAUUACACCUAUACAGGAACCCAAUUCAGCAGCUUUGGACUCUAUAGUAGAAACACAUAACCCUGUUUCGGAAACGGAAACUGAUGAAAGAAAUCAGGAAUAUAGUGUGUCAACUCCAGAAACAAAAGAAGAAAAACAGUAA
Macrosiphum euphorbiae (potato aphid) is the source of this 924-nucleotide messenger RNA. The record is from the annotation of a GenBank genome assembly. Lineage: Eukaryota; Metazoa; Arthropoda; Insecta; Hemiptera; Aphididae.